Molecule: messenger RNA, 1146 nt
Organism: Caenorhabditis briggsae
Lineage: Eukaryota; Metazoa; Nematoda; Chromadorea; Rhabditida; Rhabditidae
Exons: 7
Coding region: 1-1146 (381 amino acids)
Biological process (GO): signal transduction; peptidyl-serine phosphorylation
Cellular component (GO): nucleus; cytoplasm
Molecular function (GO): protein serine/threonine kinase activity; ATP binding
Source: RefSeq, a predicted model, not a curated record
AUGUCAUCGUCUUCUUCUUGUGCCAAACCGGAAUUUCGAAUCGGUGAAUCGGUUUCGGGAUUCGAAGUGAUCAAGAAAAUUGGAUCGGGAGGGUUUGGAGCUGUUUAUAAAGUGCAGAAGGAUGGGAUCGAGUUCGCAUUGAAAACUGAAUUUAUCGACGAUGAGAGUGAUGAUACGCUGAAAAAUGAAGUUCACAUGCUCAGAUUGAUGCAAUGGUCGCCAUCGUUCUGUCGUCUAUACACUGCCAAGAGGCUUCCAUGGCAGAAUCAAAAAGUGAACAUAAUGGUGAUGACACUUUGUACUCGGCCCGUUUCCCGACUCCGCCGUAUGAUGCCUGAUAGACAUUUCACCAAAUCCACGGCCGCCCGUCUGUCUCUCCAACUACUGGAAGCACUUCGCGAUUUGCACAUAUCUGGAAUUAUCCAUCGUGAUGUGAAAGCAAGUAAUUGUGGAUGGCACGCUCCGACUAGAAGAAUUCUUCUUUUUGAUCUCGGUUUUUCUAGAAAAUAUCUUGAAAUUGAUCCGAUCACAACCAAGAUGCGUCAUCGGGCUGCACGAAAAGAUCCAGGAUUCAUGGGAACCAGCAAGUACUGUAGUGUAUUUGCACAUGAUGAGAAUGAGCAAGGAAGACGGGAUGAUUUAUGGGCGUGGCUCUACAGCACUGUUGAGUUUUUCCUUGGAACACUUCCAUGGUCCGAUGAAGAGAAGUCGGUUCGAGUGAGCAAUAUGAAGAAAAAAGUUGGGAGGAAGCUCUUCUUCAAAUGUCCUCGUGAAUUCGCUCUGAUGUAUGAGCACAUUCGUCAACUGAAGUAUGAUUCUUCGCCUGAUUAUCAAAUGAUGACGAACCUCUUCAAACAAAUGUUCAUUCGUCUCGACAUUGAGGAUUCUGAUCCUUUGGAUUUCGAACAGGGAUCCAUAUUUUAUGACGAGUAUUUCGUUUCUCAAACUGAUUCGGAAAAGGAAUUAAACAGUGAUUUGGGUACUUCAGAUGAGCUAGAAUCUCAUCAUAAUAAAAGAUCAGAAGUUGUUACAAUUGGAUCAAAAACCGAUUCUAGUGAAACCGAGAACAAGCUUGGAAGACUUGCCGCUGGCUUCAAUCGGGCAAUCAAUCGAAACAGAGUGGAACAAUUCGAAAACGAUCGUUAA